AUGGCGUCCCCAGAUUCAAGCAACCAAUCCGAUCCAUCCUCACAACCGAAUAUUAACACCCACACUGAAUUGAAUUCCUCUUCUAAUCUCUCAAAUCCAUUUUUCCUCAAUUCAAAUGAAAAUCUAGGUAGCAUCUUGGUUACACAACCACUACUUGGCAUGAAAAACUAUCACUCUUGGUCAAGAGCCAUGAUUCUAGCUCUCACCGCCAAGAAGAAGAUAGAUUUUAUUAAUGGAAAAAUUGCUAUACCUAAUCGAAAAUCUCCUCUCUAUGAAGAUUGGCUAAGCUGCAACACGAUGGUAAUUUCUUGGUUUAUCAAUUCAAUGCACUUAAAUAUGUAUGGCAGUGUGAUGUAUUGUCAAACUGCUAGAGAGAUGUGGUUGGAAUUGCAAAAUGUCUUCUCUCAAGGUAAUGGUCCCAAAAUCUACAAUCUUCAAAAGGGACUUUGUUAUAUUACUCAAAAUCAGAUGUCAGUAACUGAGUAUUUUAGGAAAUUCAAAAGGAUAUGGGAUCAAUUGCUAAAUCUAGAACCAUUACCAGAGUGUACAUGUGAUGCAAAUAAAACCCUAAGUACUAAUCAUGACAAAGCCUAUGUCAUGAGGUUCCUUAUGGGAUUGAAUGAAAAUUUUGAAACUAUUAGGACUCAAAUUCUGAUGUAUGAGCCUCUCCCUUAUGCAUUAGUCCUUCAAGAAGAGUCUCACAAGAAUGCUGGACAUGGAGGAUCCUAUACUGCUAAACCUGAUACUGUGGCAACGUAUGCAAACUCAAAGGGUUUCGGAUAA
This is a messenger RNA of Malania oleifera, 783 nucleotides long. RefSeq lists its product as uncharacterized. Lineage: Eukaryota; Viridiplantae; Streptophyta; Magnoliopsida; Santalales; Ximeniaceae. The record is from RefSeq and is a predicted model, not a curated record. The coding region runs from base 1 to 783 and encodes 260 amino acids. The transcript has a single exon.